GAUUUUCGUCCGAACCACUAAGCCACCUCGGACGGAAAAAUGGCGACAGCGGCGGCGGCGGCGGCCUCGGCGAGAGCUGUCGCAAACGGCGCAUUGGCGCACGUUCCGCGAUACGGCUUCACGAUCGAUGCGAUCCGUGCCUCUUCUCUUGGGGGCAACGGUGGGGGAGGAGAGGGAGUCGAAAGCCUGUUCCCGGGGCCGCCGGGCGCAGAGACGUCGGCAAUGCGCAGGCUGCUGGAGGCGCACGACGCAGCCUCGCUCGCAUCUAUGGCUGAGUCUCCAUCGCUGAAGAGCAGCAGCGGCAACGAUGCUCAGCUGAACGACGACGACGAAACGGCAUACCGACGUGCUGUCUCGCUCGUCGAAUCGCGUCUUCGUCGGAGCUUCGACGUGCGAGCAGGCCUGCCCGAUGCCCUUGCCUCGCUGCUCAUCUCGGGCCGAGUGCCAAAUCCAUCGACGUUGUUCCAGCGCUCAGGGAGGAUUGCAGACGAGGCACUCAGACUGGCUGCAUGGAAGGGCGACUACUCGAUGGACUGGUACACGACGAGGCUCCGGCUUGCUCAGUCAUUCCUUCUCGCCGAGCUGCAUAUGCUCGCACCCAAUCGUGCUUCGACGGUGGACGACGUGGAGGAAGGAGGGGAAGAGACACUGAAAGGAUCGACAGAGAUACUUAGACGACUAGCUUAUCUAAGGCUACCUCUCUCAGGACCGACAAUCGGAGAAGGUCAAACGAUGGAAGAAGCUCUGAAGAGCACAAAACAAUGGGUUACGUGGGGCUCGAGGGGCUGGCUAGGGAUCUUUAGGAGUAUGGGACUGUGAUGUGUACUAGUACUGGUGUGCUUGUGACUGAAUGUAAGAUUAGAG
This is a messenger RNA of Acaromyces ingoldii, 864 nucleotides long. RefSeq lists its product as hypothetical. The transcript has a single exon. The record is from RefSeq and is a predicted model, not a curated record. Bases 40 to 819 code for a protein of 259 amino acids. NCBI's taxonomy places the organism in Eukaryota, Fungi, Basidiomycota, Exobasidiomycetes, Exobasidiales, Cryptobasidiaceae.